UUGUUUGAUCGAUAAUCAUUUACGAGUUUUUGCUACUUGUAAAAGUAGAAUGAAAUGAAAGUGAAACAGUAUCAAGUUUUUCAUUAACAUGAAUAGUGCAAAUAAUUCCCAAGUUUCUAAAGAUUCUUUUGAUACUACAAACAUUUCCGUAAAACUUCGACGACUGAAAAUUGAGGAAAAUGUUAUCUUCAGAAGUAUUCAAAAAACUUCCCAGGAUUUCCAGGACGAUAAUGUUUGUUGUCAUGGGUUUUAUUCACAAAGCUUCUUCAGAAAUUUAAAAGAUUCUGUAACUGAAAUGAAGAAACUAUUUGUGGACAUUAAAUUUCAUAUAAAUUCUCAAAGCAAUAUGGAUAUCGUUGAUAUUAAUGAAGUAAGAAAAGAGGUACUAGAUUUGGAAUCUAAAAUAAAGAGUUUCAAAACAUACUUGGACAUAGAAUUAUCAAAUGUUUCUCUUGAUGAAAAAGACUUAAUUAAAAAAUUAAAUGAAAAUCUUAACGAAGUGGAAAAGAUAAGGAGGAAACCGAAAGUGCAAGUUAAACCAUACAAUGACGUUGUUACCAGUCCGGUUAGAGCAAUUAUGAACUCGCCCUUUAAAUGCUCGGAAGUCCAAAAUUUCCAAGAAUUCAUGGCAAAUAGCAAAAAUCGCUAUGGUGGAUGGGUUGCUUAUAAUCACAUUGUAUUUGAGCAAACUUGGCGCAAAUAUUUUAAUUCCGAAAACGCUGAAGAUUAUAUUACGGAGCAUCAUUACUUGAAAAAUUUUGAAACAUUUAUUGAAGAACUAUUGCUAAAAAUUCAUGGUAUCAGACGAGACGAACUAAUUUCACAUCACCAAUGGUAUUUAAAAUAUGUAUAUCUGAAGGAACGUCAAAGGCAAGCCUUAGAAAAAUGGAAAACAAACAAAAAGUUGAUCAAGAAAGUUAUAACUAAAGUAACAAAACACGACAAUUCUGCUAAACCUAAAACUUCUGGAAAACUGAGGAAAACAUUAAGUGAACUUAAAGAUGAAGAAGUCGUGAAAGCAGUUGGCGUACUCCUGUUUGGAGAGCUACGUUGA
Molecule: messenger RNA, 1054 nt
Organism: Hyposmocoma kahamanoa
Lineage: Eukaryota; Metazoa; Arthropoda; Insecta; Lepidoptera; Cosmopterigidae
Product: coiled-coil domain-containing protein 112-like
Exons: 7
Coding region: 89-1054 (321 amino acids)
Source: RefSeq, a predicted model, not a curated record